GUUGCAUCCUUGUACCUACCUAAAAAAUCUUUAAUAAGAAUGGGUAGCAAGAUUUGGAAGGACUAUGUACAUCGACAUCUUCGGGAGCUAGAGGCAUCUUCUGCCGAUAAUGAAAAUGAUUCGCCGUUCGUAGAUAGUGCUCAAAAACCAAACACCGGGGUGUCUGAACCGCUGUCUUGGUGUAGAAGUCUUGAACGUUCUAUAGCUUAUACAUUUGAGUCGUAUUGCAAAAUAGUGGUUACAACUGCAAUUAAGCGUGCCCAUGCAAAGGAUACAUCAGAUUUGGAUGCUUCGGGCAUCAAAGAUACUAUAACUACUUUGUUUCCCUCACCGCCAUCUGCCGAAAGCUCUAUGGACAAUGACGCACAUGAUAUACAUCGCUGCGCAGAUCGUUUCCGUGGUUAUCUUCGUUGGUAUCGCAAUAUAGGACAUCGCAUUUACAACCAGGAGGAUUGCGGCAGGACAAAUACGAGUUGCCAUAGGAAGAUAAAGCAGCGUGUGAAAUAUAAAUAUAAAUAUAAAGGAAAAAGCCAGAGAGAUGCCAAUUUAGUCUCUAAAGCAUUAGAUUUGCAAAGAUACGCGUUCGUACGCCCGUAUCACAGGAGCCGGGAACUAGCAUUAAACGACGUUUUUGACAUUUGAUAUGCUUGUUCAGGUGGAAUCUCCUACGUCCAUGUGGAA
Babesia bovis T2Bo is the source of this 681-nucleotide messenger RNA. RefSeq lists its product as uncharacterized. The coding region runs from base 40 to 642 and encodes 200 amino acids. The record is from RefSeq and is a predicted model, not a curated record. The transcript has a single exon. NCBI's taxonomy places the organism in Eukaryota, Apicomplexa, Aconoidasida, Piroplasmida, Babesiidae.